AUGAGACGAACAAAUCGUGUAGAACCGAUUAAUAUUGGUCAGAAUGGAAAUGAUUUAACAAGAGCAACGAUGACAACAACUACACGUAUGGAAUUUGUUCGACGAGUCGAAGUACUUCCAAUGGGAGAAGCCGUUGCUCGAUUACAUAGUGAUCUUAAUCAAUCAUUAGCUGGUGAAGUAGCUAUCUCACCAAGAAUUUGGACUGGUGGAAUGCAACAAGUUGCAACACCUGUAGCGGUUAGAGGUUCACGCAGAUCAAUACGGUGUAUUGGUUGUUGUUUUAUGACAGUUGGAUUAUUAGCUCUUUGUGGUAUAAUUGCUGGUUUAACAAUUGCUUUUAGAAAUACAAAUGAUAUUGGCGAAAGUGGCAUAGAAAGAUACGAUGUAGGUGAUCUACAUUAUGGAAUGAAUGAUGUCGAUACUGCAAAAUUUCCUUCAAGUACAUAUUUAUCUAGUAACAACAAGAUGGUAGUUCAAAAUUAUUUGUCUAAUCAGUUACUUGAUGAAUCAGGUUAUCGUGGUUUGUUCAUUGACGGAGUUCUUGUGCAACAACAAUCAACUAAUAAUCGAAGACGCCGAGACACAUCAUGCGAUGCUCUUUUUAUUAUUCAAAAUAUUCAGGUAUAUUUUGAUUAUUGUUCAACAUGUACUGGUUCUCGUAAUCUUGCAUUACGUCGUUCACUUGGAAAUUUGACUGCCUUUCAACAACCAUUGAAUUUAUUAAUAAAUAAUGGUAGUAUGUCUAAAGUCUCUACACAACUUUGUUCAGCACCAACUAUAUCUAGUUUAAUUGUACCUGUAAGAUUAAGUAUUUUACAAGCACAACAAAUCAAUUCAAGUCUUUUAGCAAUUGAGACAUAUUCUACAACCACAACAACUGAAGUACGUUCAAGUUAUUCGACAUAUAUCUAUCCGAAGCGUCCAACAACAGGUCGUUCAUCGAAUAUAUUUACAUCUCGAAGUAUUUCUACACAAAAGAGGAGAAUAACAACAUCAACAACAACGACUACUUUACCACCCAUGGAAACAACUUUACCAGUUGUUACAACCAUAGUGAAUGAUAUUAGUACUGCGAUUUUCACUACAUCAUCGGCAAUAACAACAGAUGGAACACCAACAACUGAAUUUACAAUUAUAGAAACAACUACAUCCUUUCAUAACAUUGACAGAACAACAUCUUCAACUGAUUCAAUGACUACGUCGUCAGGAACAAUUGAUGAUAUGACAACAACUGUUCAAGAAUUUAAAGAAACAUCGGCAUCACAACAAACGACAUUAUCUUCAGAUGAGACAACUACAUACAAUACUGAUUUAACUUCACCAUCAACCGAAUCAUUCUCAACUGAAUUUCAUGAAAUAACAUUACCAUCAUCAUCAUCACUACCAACAGAUCUCAGUAGCAAAGAAACAUCGACUUCUAAUAUUAUGGAUAAUACGACGAUAAGCGAAGAAUUUGAAACAACUUCAACAGAUGAUCUAUCAACAAUUAGCCAAGGAGAACAAGAGAAAGAAACAUCACCUGCAAUAUUAUCAACUACAUCUGUCGAUGACUAUUCAACUGUAACUUCUCUCAUAUAUGACUCUACAACAAACACAACUGACAUUGAUACAUCAUCAUCAUCAUUGUAUGAUAAUUCAACAACUGAAAUACAAUCAAGUACAGUAUCUGAUUAUACUGAAGAAACAAGUUUAUUACCUCAACAUAUUUUAACUACGAUACAGCCAUUAACUACUAAAGUUCAAACGUCAUUUAAAUCGAAAGCUACAACUGCUGGUUCAUUUCGACAAACAACUAAAAAGAUUUCACCAUUUCCACCGUAUAAAUCAGUAUUUUCUACUGUCUCUGUACGAAAUAGAUCAUUUCAACAAACUAGUGGAGCAACGUCUUCAUUUACAUCAGUGAAACCAGGUCGUACACGUAAACAAACAUAUUAUUCAACUACCUUUGUAUCUCCGACAACACAACGUUAUGAUACUUCACGAGCUAUAACAUCUACAUUGCCAUCGGUAAAACCA
This is a messenger RNA of Adineta steineri, 2016 nucleotides long. Lineage: Eukaryota; Metazoa; Rotifera; Eurotatoria; Adinetida; Adinetidae. The record is from the annotation of a GenBank genome assembly.